Messenger RNA from Scylla paramamosain (green mud crab), 1769 nucleotides. Its product is annotated as location of vulva defective 1-like. The record is from RefSeq and is a predicted model, not a curated record. The coding region runs from base 129 to 1103 and encodes 324 amino acids. The transcript is spliced from 2 exons. NCBI's taxonomy places the organism in Eukaryota, Metazoa, Arthropoda, Malacostraca, Decapoda, Portunidae.
CAUGUCAGGACCAGCGUCAGAACUCAGAGGAUAUCCUGGCGUCACCGCGUCACCUUCACGCGCCUCCUCGCGGCGACACACUACAGUGACUACACACUACAUUUCUGACACACUACAAGCCUCCAGCCAUGAAGAACACGCCCGCCUUCCUCCUCCUCCUCCUCCUCGUCCUCCCUCUGCUGCUGCUACUGCCGCAGGAGAGAUGCCAUACCCGUGCCCUGGCCCUGCAAUGUCCCCACAGUUUCCAAACCGUGGGCAAUGGCUACUUCUACAUUACCAAUGCAUCCACAACCGAAGGUGAACAAAUUAACACAACCAUGUACGUGCGCCCCCAGCAAGGCCUGAAAGUCUUGCUGGGAGUGGAAGGGAGCGCCAAGUACUACGCCUGGUUCUUCCUGGAAAAAGACUGUUUCAAGGGUGACCGGCAGUGGUGGGACGAACUGUGGGUGAAAGUGAAGCGUAUGGGCACAAACACAUUUUUCAAUCAAGUGUUGACAACUUACAAACUUCAGGUGAGGACAAGCACGUGUAUCAAGUCGUGUACCAGGGAAGUCUACAUGCAAGGUGUUGACAGCCUCCACGUCUUGGCUUCCAGUGCCUCACAAUGGAGACUUGACCACCCGGGGACACACUGCGGCCACAUUUAUCAAAGGAUGAGAGGCAACGACCGGUGGCCCUUCCCCACGUGCACAGAUGUAAACCCUUCAUCGCUCGUAACAACCCAUGUCAAGUUCACAACAACCCCUAACAAGCCAAGAACCUCUACCAAACCGACAACCAUUACCAAUCCCACAACAACCCCUACCAACCCAACAACCCCUAUCAAACCCACAACAACCCCUACCAAGCCCACAACAACCCCUAUCAAGCCCACGACAAUCCAUGCCAUGUCCACAACCCCUACCAAGCUCACAACAAUCACAACCACUGCUACGCUCAUAACAACCCCUGCCACGCCCACAACAACCUCUGCCACGCCCACAGCCGCUCAGGUUAUCGGAAUUAUUGGGGGGGUAGUUGGAGGAAUUGUAGUUGUGGCAGUUAUUAUGGUGAGGAAGCAGCGUGAUGAAACAGCAACGGAAGAUGUAGCAAUGCACCCAUAGAACACGUAAUCGCCACGUGAAGAAAAUGUGAACAGCCUGUAUGAACCUACUUACAGGCAAGAACCCCUGUAUGAAAAUGUUGACAGGCAAGGAUUCGUCAACAGUCUGUAUGGAACUGUUGACAGGCAAGGAUCCGUCAACAACCUGUAUGGAACUGUUGACAGGCAAGGAUCCGUCAACAGCCUGUAUGAACCUUUUGAAAAGUUUCGAGGCUCACAGUAGGGGCCAGCAUUAACAAUACUGCAAGACAAGUGGGUGUUGUUUGGCUCGUGAGUGCCCACUGCCCACACGCUUCACAAGGAACACACUGUGGGACAUGAGGGAAAUGAUGAGAUCAACAAAACAAAAUGCUCAAGGGAAACAAAGAAGUUAUUUUUCCUCUAAUUGUAUUCAUAACUGGAAUGAUCUACAACAAGACAUAUUGAUGACACACACACACACACACACACACACACACACCAGCAGAUGACCAUAGAUGAAACACACACACACACACACACACACACACACACACACCAGCAGAUGACCAUAGAUGAAACACACACACACACACACACACACACACACCAGCAGAUGACCAUAGAUGAAACACACACACACACACACACACACACACCAGCAGAUGACCAUAGAUGAAACACACACACACACACACACACACACACA